AGCAAAACCAGUCUAUCUACCCAGACACCCCAGUUUGGAGAGAAAAUGUACCGAGCCCAUCUUUCCUGCCUGGCCCAGAGACUUGGAGACACAGGCACCCUUUCUUGAAGGCUCAGGAGGAGGUAGAAGAAGAGGAUAAAUACGAGCGCCCCCCCUGCGAAGUUCCGCCCCUCAGUCUGGCCCAUGCACAGUCGCUUGGCGCUAAAGAGGACUCCUUGUAUCUGGAUCGUCCUGGGCCCCUGGGUCCAUCCAAGGCAUCCCCACCCAUGUCUCAGCCUACCAUGGCCAGAGGACUCCCCACAAAUCCUACCCGCUCUGCCUCAGGCUACCAUUUCCCGCGGAAGACAGCAAUGAACCUGCAGUCUGCAGCCCCAAAGCAGGAACCUGGUUUUGGAAGGCGAGGGCGAGGUGCAGCUAGAGCGGUGAGCGAGAAACAUGAUGAAGACAUCUACCUGGAGUGCGAGCCAGACCCACUUCCAGUCUUGACUAGGACUCCAAGCUCCAAAGCCCUGAUACCCCCGGUCCCUCUGCCAAGAACAUCUGGAUUGCCCAGACCCAUGGUUGUUCACCAGGAGACUUGGAAUGGAGCAGUGGAUGCCUCAUUGAAAGCAGGAAGGAGGCUAUCAGCUCCCUGUGUAGUCCCUGCCCUGAGCACCUUUGCUGCUGAGGAGGGAAGCCUUCUGGGUCAGCCUUGGUACUCAGGGAACUGCGACCGUCAAGCCGUCGAGAGAGCCCUGCUUCACUUCCAAAAGGAUGGAGCCUACACUGUGCGUCUCAGCUCGGGGCCUCACAGCUCGCAGCCCUUCACUCUGGCAGUGUUGCUCAGAGGCCGUGUCUUCAACAUUCCCAUCCGGCAACUGGACGGCGGCCACCACUACGCCCUGGGCCGAGAGGGCAGGAAUCAUGAGGAGCUCUUCCCCUCUGUGGCCGCCAUGGUUCAGCACUACAGGAAGCACCCACUGCCCCUCGUGGACAGGCACAGUGGCAGCCGGGGAUUCACCUGCCUGCUCUUCCCCAUCACGCCCUGAAGAAUCAGUGACACACGGUCCGCCUUUGGCACACAGUGUGCCACUUCUGCUUCCCCUCCCGCUUUGGGCAGCUUCGUUUCCCU
Molecule: messenger RNA, 1111 nt
Organism: Phodopus roborovskii (desert hamster)
Lineage: Eukaryota; Metazoa; Chordata; Mammalia; Rodentia; Cricetidae
Gene: Sh2d6
Product: SH2 domain containing 6
Exons: 13
Coding region: 267-1028 (253 amino acids)
Biological process (GO): cell surface receptor protein tyrosine kinase signaling pathway; intracellular signal transduction
Cellular component (GO): cytoplasm
Source: RefSeq, a predicted model, not a curated record